Messenger RNA from Mercenaria mercenaria, 1290 nucleotides. RefSeq lists its product as uncharacterized. NCBI's taxonomy places the organism in Eukaryota, Metazoa, Mollusca, Bivalvia, Venerida, Veneridae. Bases 538 to 1062 code for a protein of 174 amino acids. The transcript has 4 exons. The record is from RefSeq and is a predicted model, not a curated record.
UGAUCUGUAGCAUUCCUGUUUGGCUGUGAUUUUAAUGGCGUAAAUAUCACGUUUCAUCGUUUAUAUUGUUUACAUUUCGCACGCGGGUUGAACGAGAAGUUGUUUCAGUUGGAAGUUCGGAGACCAUUUAAAGACUUUGAUUUUUCUUGAGCAUAUUGAUAUAUAUAUUUGUGCGAGCCAUGUCAGUUUUCAACCUGAAGGAUAAUAAUUGCUUAAAAUGUACGAGAGACUAUGAUUAAAUUGUCAUAGGGUGUUAUUUUCUCAGUGCUCAUUUAUCGUUAAUGAACAUUCUUCUCUCGGAUUUGUACAAUGAAUAAACUUGAAAUUGAAAGGAUAAAAGUAUUAGUAUGUACUGUGCUGAAAUAUCUUCUACGUGAUAUUGAGCCUUCUUAACGAACCGAUAAGUAUACGUGUAGGCUUAAUUGACAGACAUGAAACCACACAUUUACAUUGAAAUAUUUCCUGACAAAGUUACUUUCCUAUAGAUCAAAUUAUUGACAGAAAAUCUUUAUAAACGUGGGCGCUGAACCUGAAAUCAUGUGCACUGAACAUGAAAACAUGGAAACUGGGAUUAGUGAAGUAACCGAUGAAGAGUUAUAUGAAAUUAAGAAAGAUAAAGAGAUUGGUAUCGGAAAUGGUGAAAAUAAUCCAAGUAAUGAAGGCGCAGGAUGUACUGAUGAACCGGGUGAAUCCAAACCUAACUUAGCCUGUGCUACGCAAAUCGAGGAGAGAUCUGUUGUUAUGAAUAACAACUUUAUUCUACCUAUGGAAUCUGUAGAAACAAGAGAAAGUAUGGAGGACGAAAGCAGAUCAAAGAAACAGAAAAGCGAAAAGAAAGAUGGCCGCUUUUACAAAUUUGUGAAGAGACAUUUCCUGCAAAGAAAGAACAGCUCUAACGAUGUCAAAGAAAUCCGAAUAGUUCCGGAUGGCGAUGAAUUUAAAUGGGCGCGCAGAUCCGCCGGAAGUGCUGCAUCACGAUCAAGUAAUGAGACUACUAGUAGCGAUGGCGAUAGACUGGAAGUAGUCCAUGACAUGGCGGAAGAAUAUAUACCGGAAGUGUGACUCUUGUAGUAACUACAGUAACAUUUUGGUGCUAAAAUCAAAAAUUGCCAUGGAGAGAUUCUCAUGACGUCAUAUCCGUCCUGCCUGCCAGCUUGCGCCAUGACAUAUCACACUGCCAUUCACCAGAUCUGACCAGUCAGACGCUUGAAUAGCCACGGAAUUCGGCUUUUGCUUAAGUCAUGGAACUUCUCCAAGUUUAAUGUCAUUCGAAAAAGAAAAAAAAAGAAA